Fraxinus pennsylvanica is the source of this 1596-nucleotide messenger RNA. The record is from the annotation of a GenBank genome assembly. NCBI's taxonomy places the organism in Eukaryota, Viridiplantae, Streptophyta, Magnoliopsida, Lamiales, Oleaceae.
AUGAAGGAGACUGUAUUGGUGACCGGUGCUUCUGGUUACUUAGGCGGUAGACUUUGCCACGCCCUUCUCGAUCAAGGCUACCACGUUAAGGCUUUUGUCCGCAAGACCAGUAACCUCUCAUCCUUACCUCCGCCCACUGACGGCGGCGCAACUGGCGGAGCUCUUGAGCUGGCUUAUGGAGAUGUUACCGAUUAUAAUUCCCUCUAUGAAGCUUGCAAUGAUUGCCAGUUAAUUUUUCAUGCUGCUGCCCUCGUUGAGCCCUGGCUUCCAGACCCCUCCAAAUUCUUUACUGUUAAUGUUGGAGGAUUGAAGAAUGUUAUACAGGCCUGUAAGGAGACCAAAUCAAUUCAGAAAAUUAUUUAUACGUCGUCGUUUUUCGCAUUGGGAUCGACUGAUGGGUAUAUUGCAGAUGAAACUCAAGUGCAUCCUGGUGAACAUUUCUGCACAGAGUAUGAAAGAUCGAAGGCAAUGGCAGAUAAAAUUGCUUUGGAAGCUGCAUCCGAGGGUUUGCCGAUAGUGCUGAUUUACCCAGGAGUUAUAUAUGGUCCUGGCAAAGUGACAAAUGGAAACUUUGUUUCGCAGAUGCUUGUAGAACGCUUUAAUGGACGGCUACCUGGAUAUGUGGGAAAAGGAAAUGACAAGUUCUCUUUCUGUCACGUUGAUGAUGUAGUUCAGGGACACAUUGCUGCAGUGGACAAAGGUCGACCAGGUGAAAGGUAUCUUCUUACAGGAGAAAAUAUGUCAUUCAGAGAUGUAUUUGAUUUAGCUGCUAGCAUUACUAAGACGGCAAAACCUUGGUUCACCAUACCACUGUCUAUGGUUGACGUAUAUGGAAGGCUAUCUGUUAUUGGUGCCCGGAUAACCGGAAAGCUUCCCAUAGUCAGUCCCCCGACUGUUGAUGUUCUGAGACAUCAGUGGGCUUACAGUUGUGAGAAGGCCAAGGCAGGGCUGGGUUAUACCCCGAGAAGCUUCGAAGAUGGGUCGAACGAAGGCAAAGGAUUUGUGAAAGAUGUUGUGACUUACAUGGUAAUGGAUGAUCUAAUUGUGAAGCCCAUGUCAACUAUUUCUAGCAUUGCUUCGCUUAGCAAGUUUAAUGUCAAGGAAUUGGCUGCGCUGCAGGAGAAGGAAGUAAACUUUGGGUUGAAUGAGGGUUUGAAGCUGUUGAAGGCAUCUCUGCAUACUGGCGAUGUUCUAACCACCGUCUUCCUCAAUGGUGAAGAUGAAAUCAAGAAUGUUACUACUUCAAGAAAAAGAGAGCAGGGCGACAACCAGCCACCAGGAGAGUGCCUUCAGCCAUGGGAGAUUGAGAGAGAACGAGCGGAGCCGCUGAGCUUGGACAUUGGAACGGGCGGAGCUCGGAAUGAGCAGGGCGACAACCAGCCACUAGGAGAGUGCCUUCAGCCGUGGGAGAUCGAGAGAGGACGAGCGGAGCCGCUGAGCUUGGACAUUGGAACAGGCGGAGCUCGGAAUACCAUUUUUGCAAGUUUUUAUAAAUUGAUUUUAUUGGAUUUGUGUCGAUUGAGUCAAUUGUCAACAGCUACAAGAAGAAAUUGGAAGACUGAAUACAUAAUGGGCCGCAUCUUCCAAAUCCUGUGA